AUGGCUGUCAUAUCCUCCAAAGAUACAAAUCCAGGCAAUUCUGUCUACAAGCGAUACAAGAACAACACGAACGAGAACUGGAUGCACGAUGCUGGCUUGAGAAAGCUCAACAUCGGCAUCGGGUUCAUGUUCGCAUCGGCUGCUGCCAACGGAUUCGACGGAAGUCUUAUGAAUGGACUCUUGACCAUCAAACAAUGGCAUGACAACAUCGGAAACGUCAGCACAAGCAUCCUUGGCCUGAUCAUAGCUGGUAUCAGCUUAGGCGGUUUGCCAGCCUUCAUCCCAGCUGCAUAUGUCAGUGAUUGGAUGGGCCGCCGCUUCACCAUCGCCUUGGGCUCUUCCAUCAUGAUCGCAGCAGCUAUCAUUCAAGCUUCUACGAAUGGUCCAUGGGCAUUCCUGGGCACUAAGAUCAUGCUUGGUAUCGGCCUAGGCUUCGCACAAACAUCGGCACCACCUCUGACCACCGAGAUCGCUCACCCGAGACACCGCGCGAAUGUCACCAACAUGUUCCAAGCCAUCUGGUUCUGGGGCGCCAUUCUCUCAGCCGUCGUUACUAUUGGAACAUUACACAUGAGUGGAAGCUGGAGCUGGAGACUUCCCGUCUUGUUCCAGGCUUUCUUCCCAGGCCUUCAACUCAUUGGUCUCACAUUUAUCCCCGAAUCCCCCAGAUGGUUGAUCUCCAAGAACAGACGUGAUGAAGCUCUCGCAAUGCUCGUUAAGUACCAUGCCAAUGGUGAUACUGAGGAUGAGCUUGUUCACUUUGAGUUCAAGGAGAUCUGCACAGUCAUCGAUCAAGAGCGCGAAGCGGAGAAGAAUAUCGGAUUCAUGUCAUUCUUCAAGACCAAGGGGAACCGCCACAGACUCUUGAUCUGUGUGUUGGUUGGUUUCAUGAUUCAGUGGGCUGGAAACGGCAUUGUCUCCUACUACCUUGCACCUAUCCUGACGAGCGUCGGAGUCACAGAAGCAGUCUCACAAGCCGGUAUCAACCUUGGCCUACAAGUUUGGAAUGCCAUUCUAGCUGCCAUGGGCGCCAUGGCUGCCGAAAGAUAUGGUCGUCGUCCACUGUGGCUCCUGUCAACCAGCGGCAUGCUGGCCAGUUUCAUCAUAGUCACAGCUCUCUCAGCUGUUUUCGCCGAGCAUGGCACCAAAGCCGCAGGAUAUUGUGUGGUUGCGUUCCUUUUCAUAUUCUUUGGCUUCUACGACAUUGCCUUCACGCCACUGUCCAUCGCGUACCCUGUCGAGAUCCUGCCGUUCGACUUGAGGUCCAAGGGACUUAGCAUCAACUUGACUGUUGUGUUCGCCGCUGGCUUCUUCAAUCAAUAUGUCAACCCCAUCGCCCUUGAAGCUAUCCAGUGGAAGUUCUACUUCGUCUAUAUCGCAACAUUGACGGCUAUGCUGCCAACUAUAUGGUUCUUGUUCCCUGAAACAAAGGGCAGAACUUUGGAGGAAAUCGCGGUUGUCUUUGACGGCAUUGCUGCGGACCCUGUUCAUUCCGAAGUGCCCAGGGGAGUUCUGCGCAAAUCAGUUGAGGCCGAAAGCAUGACGGGGGGAGCGGAACAUGUCUGA
Fusarium proliferatum ET1 is the source of this 1566-nucleotide messenger RNA. RefSeq lists its product as uncharacterized. Gene Ontology annotation, molecular function: carbohydrate:proton symporter activity. The coding region runs from base 1 to 1566 and encodes 521 amino acids. Gene Ontology annotation, biological process: carbohydrate transport; transmembrane transport. The record is from RefSeq and is a predicted model, not a curated record. Gene Ontology annotation, cellular component: membrane. NCBI's taxonomy places the organism in Eukaryota, Fungi, Ascomycota, Sordariomycetes, Hypocreales, Nectriaceae. The transcript has 5 exons.